Messenger RNA from Passer domesticus (house sparrow), 3608 nucleotides. RefSeq names its product pantothenate kinase 2 (gene PANK2). Bases 87 to 1382 code for a protein of 431 amino acids. The record is from RefSeq and is a predicted model, not a curated record. Gene Ontology annotation, biological process: coenzyme A biosynthetic process. Gene Ontology annotation, molecular function: pantothenate kinase activity; ATP binding. Gene Ontology annotation, cellular component: nucleus; cytosol. Lineage: Eukaryota; Metazoa; Chordata; Aves; Passeriformes; Passeridae. The transcript is spliced from 7 exons.
CGCGCCGGGGGCGGUGGCUGCGGCGGUGGCGGCUGAGCGGGGCCGGAGCGGGGCCGGGCGGCCCAUGGGGCCGGGCCGCGCCGCCGAUGGAGCCGCCGCGCAGCUGCGGCGAUGGCGCCGAGGACGAGAAGAAGCCGCGGCGGCGGGGCGGCGCUGCGGACGCCGGGCCCUCCCAGCUGCGGCGGAGGAGCAGCGGCGGCGCGGCGAGCGCGGACAGCGCGGCGGCUCCGCAGCCCCGCGAGCGCGGCGGGUCCGUGAGCCGGCAGCGGCGGGACUCGGUCCGCAAGAACCGCCCGCUCUUCCCCUGGUUUGGCUUGGACAUCGGAGGAACCUUGGUCAAACUGGUUUAUUUUGAACCCAAGGACAUCACGGCCGAAGAGGAAGAGGAAGAAGUGGAAAACCUGAAAAGCAUCCGCAAAUACCUGACAUCAAACGUAGCCUAUGGCUCCACAGGCAUUCGGGAUGUGCACCUUGAGCUCAGGGACCUUACCCUGUGUGGACGUAAAGGCAAUCUGCACUUUAUACGCUUUCCUACCCAUGACAUGCCUGCUUUUAUCCAAAUGGGAAGCGAAAAGCACUUCUCGAGCCUCCACACCACCUUAUGUGCCACGGGAGGUGGAGCGUACAAAUUUGAGCAGGACUUUCUCACAAUGGGUGACCUUGAGCUUUGUAAGCUGGACGAGCUGGACUGCCUUGUGAAAGGAGUGCUGUACAUCGACUCUGUGGGCUUCAAUGGACACUCAGAGUGUUACUAUUUUGAGAACCCCACGGAUGCUGAGAGGUGCCAGAAGCUCCCCUUCAACCUGGAGAAUCCCUACCCUCUCCUCCUGGUGAACAUUGGCUCAGGGGUCAGCAUUUUGGCUGUCUAUUCCAAAGACAACUACAAACGGGUAACAGGCACCAGCCUUGGAGGGGGAACCUUCUUUGGCCUCUGCUGCCUUCUGACGGGCUGCUCCACGUUUGAGGAGGCCCUGGAGAUGGCAUCCCACGGGGACAGCACCAAGGUGGACAAACUGGUGAGGGACAUCUACGGAGGAGACUACGAGCGCUUCGGGCUGCCAGGCUGGGCUGUGGCAUCCAGCUUUGGAAACAUGAUGAGCAAGGAGAAGAGGGAAUCUGUCAGCAAGGAGGACCUGGCCAAGGCCACUUUAAUCACCAUCACCAACAACAUUGGCUCCAUAGCACGGAUGUGUGCCCUUAAUGAGAACAUCAACCGUGUGGUGUUCGUGGGCAACUUCCUUCGGAUCAACACCAUCUCCAUGAGGCUCCUGGCCUAUGCCCUGGACUACUGGUCAAAGGGACAGUUAAAAGCACUUUUCUUGGAACAUGAGGGUUACUUCGGUGCUGUCGGUGCUCUCCUGGGACUCCUGGACUCAGCCUGACUCCCUGCAGGAUCUGUGUUGGACCUGUGGAUUCAGGGCACUCCCUGGGCCACUGAGCCCGUGCUUUGGGGGUCACUGAGCCCAUGUUUUGUGUCACAGCCCCCACUGAGACUGUUGCACUGUGGUGGCCUGAGGGGACAGCGUGGGGAUGGGUGUCUGGAGGAGUUUAAAUCCAUCCGGGAUUACAGCACAGGUUUGUUCCAAAGGAUGUGAUUGGAAUACACUGGCUGGACGUGGGGGUGUAUGGGAAGGUCUGGGGGGCAUUUCAGUCACAUGGAAUUGCCCUUUUUAGGGGAAUUUUUGUAAUUUUACUCCAUGUUUAAUGACGGUGACAAAGCAGAGCAGGGACGCUCUGCUCCUUCCAUUGGGAUUCCUUGGAGUGCCAAGUGCCCAGGUCCGUUCUGUGUUCACAAUCAGAGAUUCUCCACGUGCUGGAAAAUGGUCUGUGAAGGGGGAAGAGCAUCAGCACAGCCCUGGUGUGUGUAACUAACUCCAUAUGGCCCACUGGAUCCACACUGGGACACAGCUGUGCUGCCAGCCAGGCUUCAUUUAUCCCAUGUCCUUGUCUCUGUGCCAGGGAUGGGACAGCAGAGCUCGGGUCUGUGCCUCAGGGUGAGUCCCACUGCAGCCUCCAGCCCUCCUCAGCACCCUCUGGGAUGGUGUCAGGGGUGUCAGUCAGCCUCCAGCCCUGAGAUCUAAAUUUGAGGCUGGAAUAGGGAUAUUCAUUGUUUGUUUGUUUGUUUGUCUGGGGUUUUCUCUCUGUUACCAAACUCCACCAAAGAGACACUUCCUUCAGUCACACUUGGAUCUCUGUAAUACUCCAUGUGACAUUUUUCAUGGCUGCUCUCCUGUCGUUUUGGGGCAAUUCUCCCCUUUCCAUGCAUGCUGUACUCCCUCUUUUCCCUGUGCAUGCUGCCACACAGCCUGUGAGCAGGAUUCUGCAGUGUGAGCCCCUGUGGAAGUUGCACCCCGGGGAUGGGGGGUUGGAAUGGAUCCUGCACACUCAAUAAAUGCUCUCUAAAAGCAAUGAGGUAUCUGCACCUUCCCUCAGCAUGGGAGCACAGGGAAAGCUGUUCAGAUCCCUCAGAUCAGGUCAUGGUGUCAGGGUUUGUCCCAGGAUAUCAGAAUGACCAUCACCCUGACCCCAACACACCCUUCCAGUCCUGGUUUCUUCCCAGAGAAACCCAUUUCCAGAGAAACCCAUUUCCAAUUUUUUGGAAUUUUUUCCAAUUCCAAUUUUUCUCUGAUUCCCUUGUGAGCCUGGCUGGAAGUGCUGGACUGCCCCGAGCCCUUCCCUGCCUUGUGAAUCCCACCCAGCUCUGCCUGUUGCUGUAUCCCAAGAUCUGAGCACUCCAAGGUGAAUUCCUUGUGUGGCAACUCCCUCUGAAAAGGGAGGAAACUACAGGUUCAGAGGGUGAUUGCUCUGCUGGGGAGAUCUGUGUUUGUCUCUAAACUCUAAAAUCACAGUAAAAUCAGGGAAAAGAGCACAGGGCUCAUGUGGGAGUUGCUCCAAGCCCUGUCCAGCCUGGCCUUGGGCACUUCCAGGGACCCAGGGGCAGCCACAGCUUCUCUGGGCACCCUGUUUGGGAUCAGCUGAGUUCAAGUUCUCAUUUAUUUUUCACUCCUUGUGAAAUCACACAAAGGUUCCCAAACUCUCCAUUAAAAACAUCUCCAUUUCCAGAGUGCUGACUGAAGGGUUUCUAGACCUACAAUUUAACACACGUGUACCUGGCUGGCCGUUCACCCACCCUCACGGCCAAAACUCAUGGAAAAGGCACAGAAACUUUGGCUUUUUGGAAUGUCUGUGUGCCUGGGACACGUGUGGCUCCUUGGUGUGACAGGUCAGUGAGGGAGGGUGUGGGAAUCCUUGAGAUCCACAGGAAAAAGCCUGGCUUUCAUUAAGCACAGCAGCCUUGGGAGCAGAGGCCACCUUGCCACGGUUCUGCUGUGGAGAGCUGGGAAAUCUCUGCAGGGCUGGGAAUUGCCAGCAGCAAUCCCAGAGCCUGAUCCACCCCAGUCCCGGGGCUCAGCAUCCUGCAGCUUUUCCCCUUCCUCACUCUGCACCUGAGCCUGUGUAACUCCUUUUUCUCUGGAUUUUAGAGUAGCUCCAGCACAGUCUGAUCCCAGCACCAAAGUUCCUGGCUUAUUGUCUAUUCCUUUUUUGUAAACUGCUUGAUUUUUUUUUCUUCUUGUAUAAAAUAUUAGUUAUUUUUUAUAUGCUUCAAA